AUGGACAAAUAUACGCUUGUUCUCUUUCCCUUCUCUCGUUUCUUUAUCAACUUCACUCUAUCUCUUUUCCUCACUUUCUUUUAUCUCUUUUUUCUUUCAUUCCCCUCCGCUCUCAAUGUCUCUCUUUUUUCUGUCACUUUCAUCCUCUUUUCUAUCUCACCGUCUUUUUUUUCUCUUCUCGCAGACUCACAAUCUUGCUCUUCGCUUUCUCUUGCAAAAAUGGUCGACUCUCCAGGACGUACCUGGCCCCUCUUCCUCUGCUCUAUCUCUACACGAUUCAGAAUUCCUAGGUGGGCAGCAGCGCAGAAGGGAGUCUGCUUAAUCAGGGCGACACCUGUAUUAUUCUUCUUCAUCUUUUCUUCUUCUUCUUCUUCAUCUUUUCUUCAUCUUUUCUUCUUCUUCAUCUUUUCUUCUUCAUCUUUUCAUCAUCUUUUCUUCAUCUCCUUCUUUUCUUCUUCAUCUUUUCUUCUUCAUCUUUUCUUCUUCUUCUUCAUCUUUUCUUCUUCUUCCUCUUUUGUUCUUAAUCUUCACCUUUUCUUCUUUUCUUCUUAA
Acanthosepion pharaonis is the source of this 552-nucleotide messenger RNA. Lineage: Eukaryota; Metazoa; Mollusca; Cephalopoda; Sepiida; Sepiidae. The record is from the annotation of a GenBank genome assembly.